CCUGCCGUCGCGCCUGCUGUCGAGCGGUCCCCGUGCAGGAUGGCAACCUCAGGACACGAAGCUCAAAAGGCGAAUGACCAGCCAUCUAUGAAUCUUGAAGAUUGUUUGCCACCUCUGUCCAAUCAUUUCGGGGGGCCUUCACAGCAUACCUAUAUUUUAGACAAGACCGCAACUUUACCUACACCAAUGAAGAAGAGGGUUGAGGAGAAAGUCGAAGAAAUUCAGUCUAAUUUUCCAAUCAACUCCCUCUGUUCGGAAUUACUUGUCUCGAAUAUGGAUGUAUCUAGAACUAAAAUACAUCUAGAUACAUCCAUAUCCGAGACAAGUAAUUCCGAACAGAGGGAGUAUGUUAAGAAAAUGACCAAAACCUCUAUUGAAGGCACCAAGAGCAGUAAUAGAGGAAGACGGACAUGUCCUGUCGUGACCUUUUCGAACAAAUUUGCUUCGGCAUGGCAAGAAAUCACAAAUUGUCCUUCAGGUAGAGGGCAAAACGAAGACAUGGCCUACCAACUUCAAAGUUGAAGGUGUGGGACGUCCUGACAAAAAGAGUUGGAUUUACAGCGGGUGGAAGGAGUUUGUUAAGGACAUUGACAUGAACGUAGAGGAUGUGUGUCUCUUUGAAUUGAAAGAGAAGAAAGGUCAGAUGUUGAUAGUCCAUCUGAUUCGGCCAGAGGUGUAGCUCACACAUUCAGAUUUGUGUUUUCUUAUUCAUGUAUGGUUUGUAUUUUUUUAUUUUUUUUAUGUAUGGUUCAUCUACAUGACUUUGUGAUCCAUGCUCUACUAUGCAUUUGAGCUGAAUGAA
Molecule: messenger RNA, 802 nt
Organism: Triticum dicoccoides
Lineage: Eukaryota; Viridiplantae; Streptophyta; Magnoliopsida; Poales; Poaceae
Exons: 3
Coding region: 40-522 (160 amino acids)
Source: RefSeq, a predicted model, not a curated record